Penicillium hordei is the source of this 267-nucleotide messenger RNA. RefSeq lists its product as uncharacterized. The record is from RefSeq and is a predicted model, not a curated record. The transcript has 2 exons. Bases 1 to 267 code for a protein of 88 amino acids. NCBI's taxonomy places the organism in Eukaryota, Fungi, Ascomycota, Eurotiomycetes, Eurotiales, Aspergillaceae.
AUGAAGGUCACUGCUAUCCUCUUCACUCUCAUGGCCGCUACUGCCGUCAGUGCUUCAGCCCUAGACAAGCGAGACGCCUGCGGAGCCGGCUAUGAUCCCGCCCAGAGACGCACAAACAGCCCUUGCGCGGCAUCCAAUGGAGACAGACACUUCUGUGGCUGCGACAGAACUGGUAUUGUCGAGUGCAAGAAUGGAAAGUGGACUGAGGUUCAAGACUGUGGCAGCAACUCGUGCCACGGUGGCACCGAGGGCGGAGCCAAGUGCUAG